AUGGCACAGGAGCAUGCUGGCUCAGUCCGCAUAGCGGAUGCCGAGAACAAAGCCGCCGCGAUCAAGCUUGAGAAAGACUCGCUGACGCGGGCACUUCCCGCAGAAAGGGAACGACACUUGCUGCAGCUGGGCCGACGUCGACGGGAGUUAGAGCUCGAGGCUACGUCUGAACUAAGUAGAAGCAAACUGUUAUGGAUGGAUGAGGAGCAAGGUUUGGAAACCGUGCAAAAAGCCUUGCCCGCUGCCAAGUUUGACGAACUUGUACCUGGAAAGCUCGAUGGUGGAAUGCUAGCUGCUUGCGUUCGUUUUUGCUUCAGCAGCCCACGAGGUCUGAUGCUAAAGUUCUGCAAGCGAUGCUGCAACGGCAGGUGA
This is a messenger RNA of Symbiodinium natans, 372 nucleotides long. NCBI's taxonomy places the organism in Eukaryota, Dinophyceae, Suessiales, Symbiodiniaceae. The record is from the annotation of a GenBank genome assembly.